AAAUUUUUUCAAGCUACUCCCUUUUCUGUGCUUUCUUCCCUAAUAUCUAUAUCCAAAGAAAGAUCCAUUUUUUUCUUAAUCUGGUUAUUGAAUUAUUGUUGUUUUGUUUGGUUGUUAAAGGUGAAAGAAAGUCUGGUUUUUUUAGUAUGCUCUGAAACUUUGGUUUUUUGUGGAUGUUCCUUGUGUGAGGAAAGGAGGGUCUUUUCUUUGAAUUGAAGCAGCUGGGUCCUUUUGAUAUUUGACAAGCUUUACUGGGUAUUGCUUUCAAAUUAUGGUUGUUUUGGCGUUAGGAUUUGAUGGUUGAUUUUUAGGGUAGCUUGAGAGAAGGUAAUUAGGUAACAACAGAAAGGGGGUGGGAUUUUGUUUUGUUUAUAUUUUGCAUUUGAUUAGUUUGAACUGAGAUUUCAUGCUUGGUCCAAGACAAUGGAGAUGUUUGUGGCCAGAUUUUUAUUUCUUUAGCAUUGGAUAUGCUACGGCUUUGUGAAAUAAUAUGAAGAAUCUUCUCAAGAAACUGCAUAUGAUGUCUAAUCAAUCAGAAGAUGUAGAAGGGUCAACUUCAUCAAGAGGCAACAACAAGUCCAGUGAAGUAUCAUCAUCCCCUGAGAGGCCUUUGCACGCAAGGUCCCAUCAUAAUCCUGAGCAUAAUAAACCAUUUUCUGUUCUUUCCAAUUGGUUGAAUUCAGUUGCUAAUAGAAAAAAUCCUAGUCCACCAUCCUCUUCAAAUGUGAACAAGGAGGAAACUAUGGAACCUACUGAUUCAGUUAGUACCAGUGGUUUAGAGGCUGCUUUGGAUGCUGUAAGGCGCGAUUCAGGGUCUAGUAACUCAAGGGAUCCUGAUAUAGAAGAGGAGUAUCAGAUACAAUUGGCUCUGGAGUUGAGUGCCAGGGAGGAUCCUGAGGCAGCUCAGAUUGAGGCUGUUAAGCAAAUUAGUUUAGGCUCUUGUGCUCCGGAGAAUACUCCAGCUGAAGUUGUUGCCUUUAGAUAUUGGAAUUACAAUUCUCUUAAUUAUGAUGACAAGAUCCUGGAUGGCUUUUAUGACCUGUAUGGAAUUCUAAAUGAAUCCACUUCAGAAAGAAUGCCUUCACUUCUUGAUCUGCAAGGGACAUCGGUGUCAGACAAUGUCUCUUGGGAAGCAGUUUUGGUCAAUAGGGCCUUCGAUGCAAAUUUGUUGAAACUUGAACAAAAAGCACUACAGAUGACUGCAAGGUUAAGAUCAGAAUCUCUGGCUUUUGUAAGUAGCAAUCUGGUGCAAAAGCUUGCAGUUUUAGUUUCUGAAUAUAUGGGUGGACCAGUCGCGGAUCCUGACAAUAUGUCACGAGCCUGGCGAAGUCUUAGUUACAGUUUAAAAGCCACCCUUGGCAGCAUGGUUUUGCCACUUGGUUCUUUAACAAUUGGAUUGGCUCGUCAUCGUGCGUUGUUAUUCAAGGUUUUGGCUGAUAGUGCAGGCAUUCCUUGCCGGUUGGUGAAGGGGCAGCAAUAUACAGGUUCUGAAGAUGUGGCAAUGAACUUUGUAAAGCUUGAUGAUGGAAGGGAAUACAUUGUUGACCUAAUGGCAGAUCCUGGCACACUUAUUCCUUCUGAUGCAGCUGCAUCUCAUGUGGAAGAUGGUGAUUCUUUCUUUUCCACAAGUCCUUUGUCUAGAGACAUUGAUUCAUCUCAUGUAGCCUCUUCUAGCAGUGGGGUUUGGAGUUUAUUUGAAGACAAUUCCGAAUUUGGGACACUGGAGAAGAGAUCCAGGUUCAAAAACUUUGCUGCUGCAGGAAAUCAAUCUGAUGAAAGAGGUGAUCUUAAUGCUUUUGUAAAUUUAUCUGGGACAACUAGAAGUGGGGAGCAAUCCAAGGAAUCCAUGGAUGACUUUAAAACCCCUUCCAACAUGGAGGAGGCACCUGUGCGAGAACUUCCAAACAGACCUAAUUAUCUUUAUUCACAUAUGAGAUCUCCUUCCUGGACAGAAGGUGUUAGCUCCCCAGCUGUGCGUAGAAUGAAGGUGAAAGAUGUCUCACAAUAUAUGAUUGAUGCUGCCAAGGAGAAUCCACAACUAGCUCAAAAACUCCAUGAUGUGUUACUUGAGAGUGGUGUUGUUGCUCCCCCUAACUUAUUCAGUGAGAUUUAUUCAGAGCAGUUAGAUACAUCAACUAUUGAAGUCAGGUUGCCAUUUGAAACUAAGGAUGAAAGUAGACAGGGCACUGGACCUCAAGAAAGUAAGAAUCAAAAUGAUUUUGGACCUUCUCAUUGCUUGCCUCCUCUACCCAAUCGCAAAGUAUUUGCUAAAGCAAGCUCUCCUUGUAACCAACCUGAGCAUCUUAAACCUGUGGAAGGCCUAGGGGUCACUUAUCCAUUUGAUACAAGGGAAGUUAUUGGACCACCUGUGUUAUCGCAAUCUGAAGCAGCUCCUAUUCAAUAUGCCAGAAAUGUCCCGGUUGCUGCAGCAGCUGCAGCAGCUGCAGCUGUUGUUGCAUCUUCAAUGGUAGUUGCUGCAAAAAAGUCAGGCACCGAUUCAAAUGUCGAACUUCCUGUAGCAGCUGCUGCUACUGCUACUGCAGCUGCUGUGGUGGUGACUAGUGCAGCUGUGACUAAGCAUAAUGAGCGUAGUGAUGGAGAUGUAGAUGCAACUGGCUGUGAGUCACAAGGUAGUGGUGAAAGGGAGCAUGAUGCCUUGGGGUUAAAUUCUGAAGGUGAGAGAAUAUCAGAUAGAUCAACUGGUAAUGAUAGUUCAAAGUCUGAUGUUGCCCUUGAUGAUGUUGCGGACUGUGAGAUUCCGUGGGAGGAAAUCACCUUGGGUGAGCGCAUUGGACUUGGAUCAUAUGGUGAGGUAUAUCGUGGAGACUGGCAUGGGACUGAAGUUGCUGUGAAGAAGUUUUUGGACCAAGAUAUCUCUGGGGAAUCACUUGAAGAAUUCAAAAGUGAGGUCCGAAUCAUGAAAAAGCUCAGACAUCCUAAUGUUGUUCUUUUCAUGGGAGCUGUAACUCGUCCUCCGAACCUUUCAAUUGUUACAGAAUUUCUUCAUAGAGGUAGUUUGUAUAGAUUAAUUCACCGGCCAAACAAUCAAUUAGAUGAGCGGAGGCGUUUGAGGAUGGCUCUUGAUGCUGCUCGGGGAAUGAAUUACUUGCAUAAUUGCACUCCAGUGAUAGUACAUCGUGAUUUGAAAUCUCCAAAUCUUCUAGUUGAUAAAAACUGGGUUGUAAAGGUUUGUGAUUUUGGGUUAUCACGAAUGAAGCACAGCACAUAUCUAUCAUCAAGGUCAACUGCAGGAACGGCUGAGUGGAUGGCUCCAGAAGUACUACAAAAUGAACUUUCAGAUGAAAAGUGUGAUGUUUAUAGCUUUGGAGUUAUAUUAUGGGAGCUCUGUACAUUGCGACAACCAUGGGGAGGAAUGAAUCCAAUGCAAGUGGUUGGUGCAGUAGGAUUUCAGCACCGUCGUCUUGACAUUCCAGAUGACAUAGAUCCUGUAAUCGCAGAAAUUAUUAGAAGGUGUUGGCAGACAGAUCCAAAACUGAGGCCGACAUUUGCAGAAAUUAUGGCUGCUUUGAAGCCACUGCAAAAGCCUAUAACGAGUGCACAAGUACCUAGAUCAACUGCAUCUUCAAGUAGUGCCCACGAGAGGGGUCAGCCAUGAAGUGUUGCAGAAGGCCUAGCAGGCAAAGAGAGAAAGCUCAAGACAGAAGUGACUGAGGCUUCAUUGAAUUACCCACAGUUGGCAGGCCCUGAGCUAUUUGGGACAAAGUAUGAGUACACAUGAUUGAAGAUUACAUAAAAUUUACUCCGAUUUGGGAUGAUUUGAUUCUUUUUGCACUUUUUCCUUUUUGUUUUAUUUUGUUUUUUUCCCCUUUUUUGGGGUAUCAGUGAUGCAGCCAUUUUAAUUGUUAUGCAUUUGUUUGUAAAAAGAAAAAUGAAAGUUGUUGUAAUCAAUGUUUUGCCUCAUUUUGUGUUCAAGGGGGCUUUUACGGUUGAUAAUGUGAACUGAAGAAAGAUGCAAAUAACUGAAAUCAUUUUUAAGCUGUGUACAGUGAUCAUAGGCAAGGGAGUCAAAAAAGUAGAUUUUAAUCAGUUCA
Messenger RNA from Theobroma cacao (cacao), 4052 nucleotides. RefSeq names its product putative serine/threonine-protein kinase SIS8. The record is from RefSeq and is a predicted model, not a curated record. Lineage: Eukaryota; Viridiplantae; Streptophyta; Magnoliopsida; Malvales; Malvaceae. Gene Ontology annotation, biological process: protein phosphorylation. Gene Ontology annotation, molecular function: ATP binding; protein serine/threonine kinase activity.